UCUGCAGUGUUGUUCCUGUACGAUGCUUUGAUCACCACCGGGGACGAGAUACAAUGCUUUUGGGGAAAGAAAUUGACAGGCGCGGCGAUCCUGUUCUGGCUGAACAAGUACAUCACGACGUUCUUCAUGGUAUGGAGCAUUACCAGCUACUUC
Messenger RNA from Dichomitus squalens LYAD-421 SS1, 153 nucleotides. RefSeq lists its product as uncharacterized. The annotation marks the transcript as partial. The record is from RefSeq and is a predicted model, not a curated record. The transcript has a single exon. Lineage: Eukaryota; Fungi; Basidiomycota; Agaricomycetes; Polyporales; Polyporaceae.